Molecule: messenger RNA, 7493 nt
Organism: Thamnophis elegans (Western terrestrial garter snake)
Lineage: Eukaryota; Metazoa; Chordata; Lepidosauria; Squamata; Natricidae
Product: F-actin-monooxygenase MICAL1-like
Molecular function (GO): FAD binding; protein binding
Source: RefSeq, a predicted model, not a curated record
CUCUCCUCCUUCCGUCUGUUUCUUGCGGAGCUGGGGUGGGAACCGCUCCUUUUUUUCUCCCUUUCCCUUCCUGCCCCAGAAGGGCAAGAGGCACCUUGGCUGCGCGGGGAUUCCUCGAACAUCCUGCCGCCCAGCAGCUCCUCUCAGCCGAGAGUGGAGUCCCCGCGGCGGAAGAAGCGGCGCCCGGCGCUACUCCAGCCCUCCCCCGCCCCCCAAGGAGAACCGGCGGGAAGAGAGGGGCUUUUCCGUCGUUUGCCGGACUGGCGAGGAAGGGCCGCGUCUUUUGUGCGCUUCUGCCUCGCCGGAACGACCGCGGGCUUCAUUCUUGCCUGUGAAGUCCCAGGAGAAUGAAUCAGCAAGAUGGAGAGCAACCAAAUCAGUCUCAUUCUCUCUUUGACGCCUUUCUGCAUGCCAAGCAGUGCAAAGAGGUCUUGAGCAGAUUUGAAGAACUGUGCAGUCAUCUGAAUCUGGAACACACUGGCCAGAUCCAUUUCUAUCACAAGCUCAAGUCUUCUCUCAAUUAUUGGAGCGCUAAAGCUUUGUGGACCAAAUUGGACAAGAAGGCUGGACACAAAGACUAUGACCAGGGAAGAGCAUGUUCAAACACCAAGUGCCUGAUCAUCGGGGCAGGGCCCUGUGGUCUCCGCACGGCUAUUGAAUUGGCUUUCCUUGGAGCCCACGUUGUGGUGGUAGAGAAGAGAGAGAUCUUUUCCCGAAACAAUGUGCUGCACCUUUGGCCUUUCACUAUCCAGGACCUGAGGGCACUUGGAGCCAAGAAAUUCUAUGGCCGUUUCUGCACUGGCACCUUGGAUCACAUCAGUAUCCGUCAGCUGCAGUUGAUCCUGCUGAAAGUAGCCUUGUUGUUAGGUGUUCACAUUCACAUCGGUGUACAAUUUAAGGGACUCAUUCAACCAGUAGUGAACUCUCAUGGACAGGUCAGUGAAUGGAGAGACCUGCAGCCUGGCUCAUCUCCCUUGAGCCAGUAUGAGUUUGAUGUCCUCAUCUCUGCUGGUGGUGGAAGGUUUGUGCCAGAAGGCUUUAAGAGGAAGGAGACACGAGGCAAAUUGGCUAUUGGCAUUACCACCAAUUUUAUAAAUAACCAUAGCAGACCUGAGGUGGAGGUGGCUGAGAUAAGUGGAGUGGCUCGCAUAUACCACCAGAAGUUCUUCCAAAAUCUCUGUAACAAAACAGGUAUUGAUUUGGAAAACAUUGUCUACUAUAAAGAUGACACUCACUACUUCGUCAUGACAGCCAAGAAGCAUAGCUUGCUAAAGAAAGGAGUAAUCUUAAAUGAUAAGCUUGAUAUAGAGAGCUUACUCUCUCCAGAAAAUGUGAACCAGGAAGCCCUUCUCGCUUAUGCCAAAGAAGCUGCCAACUUCUCCACCAACUACCAGUUGCCCACUUUGCAAUUUGCCCUAAACCAUCGCCACCGUCCUGAUGUUGACAUGUUUGACUUCACCUGCAUGAGCCGUGCAGAAAAUGCAGCGUUGGUGCGUGACUGCAAUGGUGCUAAGCUGCUCAUCGGGUUGGUGGGCGACUGCUUGGUGGAGCCAUUCUGGCCCUUGGGCACUGGUGUGGGCAGAGGUUUCUUGGCAACUUUUGAUGCUGCUUGGAUGGUAAAAAGAUGGGCCUCAGAAGUAUCCCCACUAAUGUGUUGGAGAAGUAUAUAGAAGCGGCUGUCACAGACUUCACCUGACAACAUGAACAAGAAUGUUAAUCAGUACAGCAUUGAUCCCACCACACGAUACCCAAACAUCCACCUUCAGGCAAUCAAGACCUCUCAGGUUCAUAAUCUGUACAUUAAGGGAGAUAUAGAAAUGGAGCAACAGAGAAGAAGUCGUGCCAGCCCAGAGUUAGUCUGCAAAGAUACCAGUAGAGCCUAUGAAGAGCUUCUAUUGGUGUCAAUCAACACUGCCAGUUACCAUGGCAUCAAGGUGGAAGACUUCACACGCUCCUGGAAAAGUGGAUUGGCUCUUUGUGCCCUCAUACAUCACUUUCGCCCAGAUCUUCUGGACUUCAAUUCAUUGGACCCAAAUGACCCUAUUGGGAACAACCAACUGGCUUUAGAUGUGGCUGAGCAAGAGCUAGGCAUUUGUCCAGUCCUCUCCAGCACUGAAAUGGCUUCGCUGUCUGAUGAUGAGCAGCUUGGCUUCAUCACUUAUUUGAGCCAAUUUUAUGAUGCCUCAGGACUGCUCCAGGAAAAAACAGAGACACCUCUUGUCCCAUGUGGCACCAAAAGCGCUAUCCUCUUUCUUAGCAAGCUACAGAAGACUUUAUCUCUCUCACGUAAACGGAACUUGGAAAAGUCUAGUGAGGAUGCAGAAUCCAAGAAAUUAAAGCAAGAGACUGCGACUUCGCCUGUCUCUCUGAUGAAAAGCAGUGAUGCCUGCUAUUUCUGUGGAGAUCACGUCUACAUCCUGGAGAGGGUCAGUGCCGAAGGACGCUUCUUCCAUCGAGGGUGCUUCAAAUGCCAUUACUGCAAAAUAACAUUGCGACUAGGAGAUUUUGUCUUCAAUGAAGAUGAUGGCAACUUCUAUUGCACAUUGCAUUCCUCAGUCUCAUCAGACAUGACCACCCCCAGCAAAGCUUCCUUCAAGGUAGCAUAUGAGGAUUCAUCCUAUCCGGACAGUCCAUCAGGCAAAAACAUUUUAGACUUGACUACUGAAGAAAAGAGGGUGGUAAAAAAUCCACAUUGGCCAAGCCUGGAUGAGAUUAAGUCUCCCUUUGUAGAUCAGCUGCCAGAAUGCCAGCCUGAAUCACUUCGGAAAAAAGGUAGUGAAGGCCCCAGCCUAUUUCCAUCAGAAAAGGAAGGUGCUGGUAUAAUAAGCUCCUCACAGCGUCCACAUCGACUGUCCUCUCUUGUGGGAGUUGAGAAGCCAACUGACUCUGUUCCCAAGGCUGAUUCAGCUUUUCAGAUUGAUGGAAGCAGAAGAUCACCUGAGAUCAUGGCACAGGACCAAACAAUUUGGAGUGGUCACUCUAAGGGAGAGCCUCGUCUAAAUCCACUUUCACAAGGAACAGGUCUUACUAUUUCUGGAGAAGGUUCAAACCCCACCCUAGAGCAAAUCCAACGUGAGAUCAUCCAGAAGAAAAAGAUUUGCCUGUCAGACUUGGAAAAGCUUGAAUUAUCCAGACUGAGUCCAAUUUCAAACCCGCUUGAUGUUUCCGAUAUAGGGCUGGGAGAAUCCAGCUUCAGCAGAGAAUCAGAUUUUCUGGAGGUUGACAGUGACAGUGAGGAGGAGGAGGAGGAGGAGGAAGAAGGGAACUUAGAUCCUGGGCCAAGCAUGCAUUUCCUCAGCUUAACUGAAGAAACUCAGUAUCCAACUUGGAAGAAGACAUUGUUGCGACGAUCCAAAGAGGCCGAAAUGAAGAGGUUUUGUAAAGCUCAGGCCAUCCAGAGGCGGUUAGAAGAGAUUGAAGUGACUUUUCGGGAGCUUGAGAAGCAGGGCAUAAAGGUGGAACAAUCUCUGCGAGAAGAGGCAGGAACAGAGUCCGAACUGAAGAAACAGUGGAUGAAUCAGUUGCUCACGUUGAUCCAAAAGAAGAACAGCCUGAUGUCUGAAGAGUCUGACCUCAUGAUUGAUGUGCAAGAGCUGAAGCUGGAAGAGCAGCAGGGGCAGCUGGAUCAAGAGCUACGGCGCUACUAUAAUCUGGAAGAUUCUUUGAAAACUUCUGAGGACUAUGAGUCAGAGAAGAUAAUCCUGUCCCAACUGGUUGCAAUUGUGAAUCAGCGCAGUGCUCUCAUCGAGAUGCAAGACAGGAAGCGACUCAGUGAGCUUUCCGAGCUUUCCAUGCACCAGUGAUGGAAAAUGCCUAGGAUAUUUGAGGUCAGGUUUAUCUGGUGGAUAAAUUUGCUGAAUGCCCUCUGUAUUUGGCAUGCCAUUCCAUUCUAGACUCUGACGAAGAAGCCUCAUCUUUUGCAAUUGAUGCAACUUGAUGCAUCUGAUGCAGCUAUGUUUUUAAGUAUUUUAAGGAGUAAUAAGGAAAGUAUGCAAAACUUCCUUUCAUUGUUUGCAGAUACAACUGUUGAAAGCUUUAAGAAAAUUGUCUAUUUGGAAAGAAAAUAAUAUUCAGAAGAUGUACAUAUUAUUUAGCUAUUGUUGUAUAUAUUUGCAGUUAGCAUGCUCUACUUUGACACAGGGCCUCAUCCAACAGAAAAGAUUUCUUUCACCCUUCUGCUGCAGGUGACUGUUAUUUGUGAUCUAGAUGUGGUAAAUUAGGAGGGGCUAUAUUGUUUAAGUGGAGAAGUAUUCUAAAAUCAAAAAAGCAUUAUCCUUCCAUGAAGUUUGGAGAAGCCUUCAAAUGGUCCAGAGUUGUGUUCUAGAGGAGGACAAUUAGUUAAAAUCUCUUGAAGGAUACAUGGAAUCAACAGACUAUUUCAGAGGAAAGAAAUAGAUGCCCUACAAUAAAAAUUAAAAUGCCAUCAUCAAAGACCUUCCAUUAUAAUAAAUGCGCAAGGAGAAAUAUGCAUCUCUCGCACAUUUUUGCUUGUGCCUACAAGCAUACGAGAUGCUAUAGGGCAAGAUCUUGAAGCUGGACCAGUAUGGUUUGAAAAUGCAUGCUCUUCCUGCAAAAUAAACAACAAAUAUGGAUGCAGAUCACAAUACACUGCUCUUGAAGAAAAACUUCAAGUGAACAGAUGUUAUUUGGUAACAAACUGAAAGUUGCUACUUCUGGAUGAAUAUAAGCCAACUUGUUUUUCACAGACUUGCUCCAAUAAAUAUAAUGGAGUGAAAAGAAAAUGCUCUUCUGUCUUUUGUCAUCCAAGUUAAUUUCACAAUACAGGAAAUAUCCAUCAAACCUUUUCAAAGUGUUGUUGGUCUUGGUCCAAUUUCCUCUAAGAAGUGGCCAGGAUUAUGUUAUUUGGUUUUCAGUAAGAUUGCAAAUGGUUGCGAAGACAGACAAUACAGUUCUUAGCUAGAAUAAUUAAGUAAUUACUCUAGUAAUUAAGUCAAGCCUGACCUUGAAUUUGAACUGAAACUAGUUAAAAAAUAAUUUUCACUUCAAGUAUUUUUGAGAAAAAGAGAAAUUUAGUAGAUGAAAGAAAUACAUGUACCAAAGAUGCCGUUCUAGGUAGAACUGUGUGCCUACUUCUUUACAGAUACUGGAUGAUUUAUAACUAAUUUCUAUUAUAGUUUUAGAAGUAUAAUCUAUGUUUGGGUAUCGCAGCUUUGUGUUUUUAAAAAAUCACUUUUUGACUCAGCCAGUCAAGUUCAUCUCUUGUCUUGGUUGGUUCUGAUUAACCCCACCCUAACAUAGGUAUAAUAGGUGUUUUCAAAUGUUUAAGUCAUUAACUGUUCUGUGCACCAGAUCCAGGUCUGAUUGGUCUGUGACAAUGUCCAAAAUAUGUAUAUAUCAUCUGGGCAAAAAUAGGGAGGGCAGCAAUGACUAAAGGGAGGGAAGGGAGGGGAAAUAGGAGCAAUGACUAAAGGGAGGAAAAAACAGGAAGAUCAGGCGAGGGCUGUAUGCAUGUGCCAUAAGGAGGAGAUAGGAGGGAGGGGUGAGAUAUAUCAGCUUUACCCUACACAUCAAAUAAGACUCCACCAAAUUUGCCUUGGCCAAAACCCUAAUGUUUCAGAUUUUGGUUACAUUGGACUCUGAUGCUUUUGAGAGAAGAGGAGUUAUAACCUAAGGUAACAUGUAUUGCUCUUUUCCGUGAACUUAAGGAAAGGUGGACUAUAUAUGAUAUUCUGAAUAUAUCCCUUCCUACAACAAUUAAGCACUAGGAACUGGACAGCUCCUAAAGCUAAUGCACUGUACACAAAAUCUAAAGACUUGUGUGUUCAAUUCCAGUAAAAUGUUUGAAUCACAUAGAACUGUGGUGGUAAUUCUAUGGCACACGCGCCACAGGUGGCAUGUGGAGCCCUCUCUGCGGGCACGCAAGCUGUUGCUCUGCUCAGGUCCACCACACAUCUGCAUACUCCUCCCACUGGCCAGCUGAUUUGCAGGUCUCUGCCGUGCAUGUGGGAGAUGCAUGCGCAAGGGUGUGUGUGUGAUGUGUUGGGGUCAUGUACGGGGGGAAUGGGUGCCCCCCCAGCCCAUAUUUGGUCCCAGGAGGAUUCAGGGAGGCCUGCUAGGCCCAAAAUGGGGCACGGGGGGUGCGCGCAUGUUUGUGUGGGGAACACGGGGGAACAUGCAUGCACAGGGGGGCAGGGAACAUUGCAUUAUGGGUGUGGACUCGCAUGCACACAUGGUGUCGUGUGCUUCUGCGCGAUUUCAGCACACGAGGACAAAAAGGUUAGCCAUCACUAACAUAGAAUAACAUCUGACUACCUGUGACGGGAAGAGUCACGGAAGGCCAAAACUGACAUGCAAUGUCUCAGGGUUGUAAGUAGACACAAACUAGCCAAACACAACACUCCUGGAUAUAGCAGCUCUUCUUUCUCACAAGGGCAGGUGGAGCAUUUUAUGGCUCCCGGAGCCUGACCAUUGAAAUUCCUCAGGCAAGGUGACACCAUGAAAAACAAGAGUCAAAGAAUUUCUUCCUACCUCAAAAGAAAAAUAAAACUAGACCCACCCAUUGCAUUCCUUAAACUCUCCCCAAAUUUUAAAGAUACCACCUAAUCCCUGAAGCAUGGCCCCAAUCUAUUCAUACGGAUGACUAGUUGCAGUUUUAUAAGACUCAUAUCCCAAUUGCAGUCGCAUUCAUACAUGAACUGUUAAAGACAGAACAAAACUUCAUGUGUAAAUGGAGAUAGAAUCCCUUGCCUAUCUUAUUCAGGUAACUCAGCUAAUAGUGCUAGAGAACAGCCAUCUGCUCUAGAACCUGGAGAGUGUGAACAAACAUUAACAUAAAUAGGCUGGUUUGUUAUAAAACAAAUUUAUAUACAGGUAGUCCUUGAUUUACCAUUCGGUUAAUGACGAUUGGAAAUUACAAGAACCCUGAAAAAAGUUGUUUACAAUUGGUCCUCACACUUAUGACUCUCAUAGCAUCCGCGGCCAAUGAUCAUAAUUCAGGCAUUAGGCAACCGGCAGGUAUUUAUCUGAUUGCCACUUCUGACCUUCCCAGAUAGCUUCCAACAAGCAAAUCUGAGGAAACUGGAUUUGCUUAAUGACCAUGGCAAAAGUAAAAUUGGUUGGCCACAUAGUGACUCACUUAAUGACCACAUUGCUUAGGGAUAGAAGUCCCAGUCCCAGUUGUGACUGUAAUUCAAGGACUACUUGUAAAAUUUAUUCAGUUGACAAUUCAGCUUUCGUUCUGCUAGCCCAGUUCUUCCAUUUCUGUUUCCCUGUCAAUGAACGGGAGCUACAUACGAAAAACAGAUUUCCAUCAAUAAUUGGUGCUAUUUACUUAGUACAGCUAAAAACAUUAUUGUAGGAAAAGCAGCUGUGUACAAUUAGAAAUAUUUUAUUUUACUCAUCUGUUCUUGCCUGCUUUUUCAGUACAAAUUUAACAGAGCAGUAUGUGUUUAAUUCUAUUAAAACAGUAUUUUAUGAUUUAAAAAAAAUGUUUUUUAAAUAGCCAGGUUAGUUUCAAAAUCCACUCAUCAAAA